Rana temporaria (common frog) is the source of this 1539-nucleotide messenger RNA. It is a transcript of the gene CXCR5, whose product is annotated as C-X-C motif chemokine receptor 5. NCBI's taxonomy places the organism in Eukaryota, Metazoa, Chordata, Amphibia, Anura, Ranidae. Gene Ontology annotation, molecular function: chemokine receptor activity. The record is from RefSeq and is a predicted model, not a curated record. The transcript has 4 exons. The coding region runs from base 195 to 1340 and encodes 381 amino acids. Gene Ontology annotation, cellular component: membrane. Gene Ontology annotation, biological process: chemotaxis; G protein-coupled receptor signaling pathway; immune response.
UUCAUUCAGGAUGCUGGUAAAUGUUAAACUCAUUUUUUUCUUUCUUUGUAAGAAAUUCACAUAGUAUCUUUGCAGCUUACUGAUUUGCCUACAGUAGGAUCUGGUUAACAGCAAGCCGUGAGUCUGUUUUGUGUAUUGUACUUUACUGGCAGGUGCAGUCAGUACCAUCUGUGAAUUUGGGUCUACGCUACGGUAUGACAGAAGAAAAUAUAGAGAAUAUAUUGGAAAUGGUCGACAACACUUUGAGCCUCAGUGCUGAUGACUUCCUUGAAAACACAUCAUUGAAUGACUUCCUUGAAAACACAACAUUCGGUGACAAUUUUGACAAUGACUACGUAUGCGAUGGUACCAUCAAUGAAAACCAAAACGAACUUCAGCAAUUCCAGCGCAUUUUCAUCCCAUUGCUUUAUAGCCUUGUAUUUGUAAUUGGCAUUAUUGGAAAUGGUCUUGUCCUCUAUAUUCUAAUGAGGCACCGUCGCUUACGCUCAAGUACGGAUAAUUUCCUUGUGCACCUGGCUAUUGCAGAUUUACUGAUGCUUUUUACAUUUCCCUUUGGUGUGACUGACGUUUUAGUUGGAUGGGUAUUUGGAGAUUGCCUUUGCAAGAUUGUGAGAGUUAUCAGCCGUGUGAAUUUCUACUGCAGCAGCCUCCUCUUGGGAUGUAUCAGCAUUGACCGUUAUAUGUCUAUAAUCCAUGCUGUCAAUGCUUUCAGAAAGCAACAUGUCAUGACUGCACAUAUCCCUUGUUUUUGUGUUUGGCUCUUCUGCUUUCUUCUAUCAUUGCCAAACCUAUUCAUACUGGGAACCUUUCCAGAUGGGAAUGUUACCAGGUGUGCAUACUACGAUGGCUCUUUUGAAGAAAAUCGUUUUUGGCAGGCUGAGAGAUUCCUCAACCAUGUGGUAGGAUUUUUAUUGCCGCUGAUCCUCAUGACUUUUUGUUAUUCUCACAUUAUAGUCACCUUGUGCAAAUCACCAAGACGGGAAAAAAAAAGGGCAGUCAGGGUGGCCAUAGUGAUAACCAGUGUCUUCUUUUUGUGCUGGACACCAUACAAUGUCGUCAUUAUUGUUGACACUUUGGAUCGGCUACAACUAAUCAAAAGUUGUGUAAAUUUCAGACAACUUCACUUAGCAAUGAUAAUUACAGAGUUGUUAGGGUAUAUUCACAGUUGCCUGAAUCCCUUGCUGUAUGCCUUUGUGGGGGUAAAAUUCCGAAAUGAUGCCGUGCGUGUUUUAAUGCAUAUCACAUGCUUCAAAUCAAAGAUGAUUAGUAAGCUAAACACACUUCAAAGGAAAGGAAGUACUGUAGAAUCUGAAAGUGGUACAGUCAUGUCCAGUUUUUAAAAUGUCAAAACCCCUCUCAAAUGUACAACAGUAUGAAUUAUAAAAAAUAGUAAGGUCCAUCUGAAGGCCACCAUUUAAAUCAGGAGAAAAGAAGAAAAGGUAUAGGAUCAAUUGAGAAGGUAAAAAUAUUAUUUCAAAAUUAACUUUCCACACACUUAAUUGUUCUAGCUUAAGGAACAAAUAUCAACAAAAUACAGGA